Monoraphidium neglectum is the source of this 1200-nucleotide messenger RNA. RefSeq lists its product as hypothetical. Gene Ontology annotation, biological process: protein ubiquitination. Gene Ontology annotation, molecular function: ubiquitin protein ligase activity. Bases 1 to 1200 code for a protein of 399 amino acids. Gene Ontology annotation, cellular component: cytoplasm. The transcript is spliced from 3 exons. NCBI's taxonomy places the organism in Eukaryota, Viridiplantae, Chlorophyta, Chlorophyceae, Sphaeropleales, Selenastraceae. The record is from RefSeq and is a predicted model, not a curated record.
AUGGAUGAGGUAAUUGUCGCCAAGACGCAGCUGGAAAAGAAGGCAACUUUUGAGGCUGGCAUAACGACCCUUCUGCGCCUCGCCGAGCAGCGCGCCGCCCCGCCGGCCGCGCUGCUGCCCGCAGCGCAGCGCGCGCACGCCCUCCUCAAGGCCCGCUACAGCAACCCAGCCUGGCUCAAGCUCGGGGCCCGCUUAUUCUCAGCCCUGCUUGCGAAUCCAGGCGGCGGACUGGAUGCCGCGCAGCGCGCCAAGGUCGACGGCUUCGGCGCCGACUUGAGGCGGCUUCUCGGGGACGAGGCGGAAGGCGAGGGGGCGGCCCCCCGCGAGCGCACGCUGGGGGAGUUGCUGGGGAUCCCGCCGCCGCAGGCGCGGGCCAGCCACCUGUCUGACGCCGGCUUGGUCCUCGAGCAAAUCGGCGGCGCCGCCCCUGGGCAGGGGCCGGGCGCAGGUCAGGGCGCAGGGGAGGAUAUGCUGCAGUUGCUCGCGAUGUACGCCGAUGCUGGGCAGGGCGGGCCGCAGGAGCGGGACAGCGGCGACGGGCAGCAGCGGGAGCAGCAGGAGCAGCAGCAGGGACAGCAGCGCCGCGACGGCUCACGACAGCAGCAAGAGGGUGGCGAUGACCGUCAGCAGGAGGGGCAGCAGCGGCGGCAGCAGCAGGACGCAGCUGCCCCGCAGCUGCCGGAACUGACCAGCCUGGCUGGCCUGCAGGCCCUGCUGGCGCAGCUGCUCGCGCGCCGCUCCGCAACCGCGGACGGGGGCCAGCAAGAGGCCAGCGGAGCCGGCGACGGCCAGCCAGGCGGCGACGGGCAAGAGGAGCAGAGCAGCGACAGCGCCGGUGACGGCGAAGGUGGCGUGUUGGGUGCGCUCAGCGCUGACGUCAUGCUUGAGGAGCUGGAGAUCAUGAUGGCAACGUGCGUGGCUUUGCUUGGGGUGCCCAUCGAAUCUGAGGCCGGCGCCGCGCAGCCGCCAUCGCGGCCGCCCGCGUCGCGCAAGGUGGUGGCCAGCCUGCCCGUGGUCAAGAUUGAUGCGGCAGCCGCCGCCCGCGCCGCUGCGGCCGGCGAGACCUGCCCCGUCUGCUGCGAGCAGUGGCGCGAGGGCGAGGAGCAGCAGCGGCUGCCGUGCGGGCACAGCUUCCACCCGGGGUGCAACGCGCCGUGGCUGGCGCAGCACAACUCGUGCGCCAUAUGCAGACAUGAGUGA